GGAGGAAUUGUUUCAAGCCAAAAAAUAAACAACACAAAAUGUUGUCUGCAGGAAAAACAAGAAACAAAUCAACAUAACUGGAGGAGGAGGAGGAGACUAAAUCCUGUCGUGCUGCAUUACACAGCCUUCUCAUGUUUCUCUGCAUAAAAGCAGAGCGCAGCAGACAGAGGUUCCACCUCUCAGUGUGUGCACUUUGGAAGAGAGAGCCAUCUUGUUGCUGAAACUUUCUGAUCGAUAUGAUGAAGAAGAAGGUGAUCAUUGACGUGGACACAGGGGUGGAUGACGCUCAGGCCAUCAUGAUGGCCCUCGCAGCCCCAAACGUGGAGAUCCUGGCCAUCACCUGCACCCAUGGCAACACAUCCCUGGACAACGCCUGCAAGAACACAUUGCGUGUCUUAAAGGAAUGCAACAGGAUGGAUAUCCCGGUGUACCGUGGCUCUGAAGGGCCCCUGCUGGGUCGUAAACGCCACGCUGGAGAAUUCCAUGGGAAGGACGGUCUGGGAGACGUCCCAGAUCCAGACGCUCCGGGCCUGGAGCUGCUACAGAAGAAAAAAGCAGCAAAGGCCAUAUCCAAAAUUGUCAAUGCACAUCCUGGAGAGGUGAGUCUGGUUGCCACGGCACCCCUCACUAACCUGGCCCUCGCAGUACUCAUGGCCCCGAACUUCCACAAGAGGCUGAAGGGGCUCUACAUCAUGGGAGGAAACACUGAGUCCAGGGGUAACACCACAGUGUGCGGAGAGUUUAACUUCGUGGCUGACCCUGAGUCUGCCUACAUCGUGCUGGACCGAUAUACCUGCCCCACCUACAUCGCCACCUGGGAGUUCAGCUGCAGGAACAGCCUGCCGUGGUCUUUCUGCGACACUUGGCUGGCCCAAGACACGGACAAGGCUCGUUUCAUGGACAAGAUUUACAGCCACACCAGAAAGAUGGUCCAGACUGAGCGAUAUCAAAAGGAGCUGAUAGGAGGACCUGGAUUCAACACCUGUGACACCUACGCUAUGGCUGCGGCCAUCGAAGACGAUUUGGUGACUGAGAGUGAAAAGGUCGCAGUGACAGUGGAGUUGGAGGGAACCUACACCCGAGGCAUGAUGGUCGUAGACCACAUGGACCUGCUGAAGAAGGAACACAAGGUCACCAUCAUGAAGAAAAUCGACUUGGAGAAGUUCAAAACACUGCUGAUGAAUGCACUGAAAUAACUCAAUACUCUGAUCUUUGGAAAGUACAGUACUGACACAGUACAGACACAGUAUAAACGUAUUCAGCAGCGUGCAGCUGCAUCAGAAAAUAUUGCAUGCAUUAUAACCAUGAACCACACUUAAAGGCCACCGAGGAGAAAAGUAUACAGCUGUCCUGUGUUUUCUGACGCUGACUAUUGCACUAACACAAUGGAAAACAUCUGGAAAUAUCCUGGUAUUUUAUGUCUUAUAACAUAAAAGGUAAACUAGAGCUAGACUUUAGAGAAAUCAGUUACUUUUUAAAUACAUUAUGUAUACAAAAACAUACUAUUAGACUUUUUACUCAUUACUUACAUAGUGUUACAUAAUGUCCACAUUAUUUGAUUAAAAAUGUAAUUUUUUAUGAAUGGAGAUUGAGAUUUUCUAUUUUGGGGGAUUUUAUUGUAUUCUAUGGAUUUGGGGGUAUUUAGUCUCAUUUCAGGGAUGUUUUUUUUUCAUCCAUUAUUGAUGCUGUAACUGGCUCAGGUGUUUUGCACUGGUUGUUGUAUUAAGUAAGCAGCUUAUGAUUCAUAUUGUGAGUUAUUAGAAAUUUCUGUAGAAUUAAGACCCCCCCCAAAAACACUAGAACCUGAUUACUGAUGGCUGGGUGCCAUCCAGAGGGGGGCUGACGAGAUCCAAUAAAAUUGAACAGAAGGGAAAAA
Plectropomus leopardus (leopard coralgrouper) is the source of this 1876-nucleotide messenger RNA. RefSeq names its product inosine-uridine preferring nucleoside hydrolase-like. NCBI's taxonomy places the organism in Eukaryota, Metazoa, Chordata, Actinopteri, Perciformes, Serranidae. Gene Ontology annotation, molecular function: hydrolase activity, hydrolyzing N-glycosyl compounds. The record is from RefSeq and is a predicted model, not a curated record.